CAAGAUAAGUGGUCAAAUUCCCUCUCUGAAACCCCCUCUUCAACAACCUGGAAGGAACUAGCAAAGGUGUGUCUGGCCCAGAUCAUUCUUUUUAACCGGCGCAGGGAAGGAGAGGUGGCAAGCAUGCCUUUAUCUGCGUUUUUAUCAAGAGACUCUUCUGAUCCACAUGAGGAUGUGGACUGGGCACUCUCCGAAGUGGAAAAAAACCUCUGAAGACACUUCUCAAGGAUUGUCAUCCGGGGAAAACGUGGUCGCCCAGUUCCAAUUCUUCUGACCCCAAAAAUGCUGUCUGCAUUAGAACUCCUUGUUAAACAGAGAGAGGCUUGUGGGGUUCUAAAAGACAAUGGUUAUAUGUUUGCAAGACCAGAAGCUAUGACACAUUUCCGAGGUUCAGACUGCCUUCGUGCUUUUGCAAAAAAGUGUGGUGCAAAGUGUCCAAAGUCACUGACAUCUACCAGACUGCGAAAGCAUGCCGCAACCCUAUCAACAGUGCUGAACAUGACAGGAACAGAGAUGGACCAGCUGGCCAACUAUCUUGGACAUGAAAUAAGAAUCCAUCGCGAGUAUUAUCGACUCCCUGAGAAGACCCUCCAACUCGCCAAGAUCAGCAAGGUUUUAAUGGCACUUGAGCAAGGAAAAUUAGCUGAGUUUCAUGGCAAGAACCUAGAUGAAAUAUCAAUAGAACCAGAUGACAAAGUUCAGGACAGUGAUGUGGAAGACUGGAACAUACAAGAGGAAAACUGUUCGAGUGUCCAUGCAGAGGGGAUACUUCCUCCUGCGAAGGGAAAUGAAAGGCUGUCAUCCAAAAGACGCAAGCCACCACCAUCAGAUGAUGAAAUGCCUUCAUCCAGAGAACCAUCAGCAGAUGGGACACUUCCCCCUACCAAGGGAAAUGAAAGGCCAUCGUCAUCUAAAAGACGUAAGCCACCACCAUCAGAUGAUGAGAUGCCUUCAGGAGUCUUGGGUAUGAAGCCUUCAUCCAAAGGUACAGCGACCGUGAAGAAAAAAUCGCCCUGGAACAAGAAAGAGGUGCAGGCGGUGGAAAGGCACAUGAACCACUUCAUUACAUCCUGUGUUGUUCCUGCAAAAAGAGACUGUGAGAAAUGUUUACGGGCUGAACCAGAGGUUCUUAAGAACCGAGAAUGGCAGCACAUAAAGUUCUACAUCUAUAACCGGAUAACUGCUUACAAAAAGAAAGUUUUAAGCAAAUAGUGUAAAUGUUAUUUAUUUGAAGGGGUGUGCAUUACACUGACAUGACUAUUAUGACAUGACACCCAUCAUGAACAUGAAGGAGUCAUUUUGAGUGUUUAUGGUUGUUGACAUUAAGUGUAAUUCGGUCAAUGCAUUAAAAGUGUCAGAACUUACAGACUAUGAACACUAAAAAUGACUCAUUCCUGUUCAUAGUGGGUGUCAUAUCAGUCUUAUGCACACCCCUUCUAAUAAAGAGUGACCUCUUUUCUUUGUUAAAAGAAUGCAACAAUGUUUUGUUUUGAGCUGUUCAUUACUCUUUGAGUUGUUGAUUCAUUACGGCUUGUGUUGUUCUGCAAAAACAGACUGAGAAAUGUUCAGGGGCUGAAUCAGAGGUUCUUAAGAACCGAGAAUGGCAGCACAUAAAGUUUUAAGUUUAUAACCGUAUAACUGCUUACAAAAACGUUUUAAGCAAAUAGUGUAAAAGUGAUUUAUUCUCAGUUUAUUUUAAGGGGUGUGCGUACACUGACAUGACUGUCAUUAUGACAUGACACCUAUCAUAAAGAAUUACUUUUUUUUUUCUUUGUAAAAAGGUUGCAGCAUGUUUGUUUUGAGCUUUACAUUACUCUUUGAGUUGUUUAAUAAUGAAGCUGAACUCAUUAAAGUUAAAUUCUGCAAAUUGUUUUGCUGUCAUACAAGGGUGUGCUGCUUUCGCUCAUCUUCUUUUGAUAUAUUAACCCCCUAACCCCCCUUGUUUCUCUCUCUACCAAUAUAAGCUACUCUGUUUUAGGCCACAAAAACAUGCAUGCAGGCUAAAAUUCAACCGCAAGGAAACUAGCUGAUGGGCUAAUAUAUGCAGACAGCACAGUGGUAAACACUGCAGCAGUAAUGUGUCCACAUCAGCUGAGAACAGAAAAUUGUCCUUUUCUUCCGUAAUGGGUCAUAUCAAACAUUACCUGCAUGUAUCACAAGUACUUAAGCUUAGAAAUUAUUCACAAAAGAAAUUCUCCAUUUAUUGACUGUCAAAGCUGAAUUAAAAAGCUAGUCUCUUGAAUAUAGGAUAAAAGACAUGCAAUAAUGAUAACUCAUAAAUGAUUAUUCUGUUCAAUAUAUUUCCUAUCACAUAAAGUUUACACUCUCCGGUGAUGAAGUCAUAGCCACGGUAGUGUCAUAUCACCGUCAGUAUUGUGGUGAUGCGGUUCUUUACAGCCUUAAAUUGUAGUGUUGAUAUAGUGGUACUGUUUCAGGUGAUUGAGUAGUUAACUGAAGCUAGGUGGGUGACUGUAAAUAUAAAUAUAACAAAAAAAAGUUGUGACUGUGUUUGGGGAAAGUAAAUGGUUUGAAAAGGUUUGUCUUGUUAUGAUUUAGGUUGGAAAAUAUCCUCUUUUGUACAUGAGUUAAGAGCUUUUCAUUUCUUUUGUUUAUAGUGCCAAAUUAUAAGUUAUGCUUUUGUACAGUGUAGGUAUAGAUCACAUUUCAAGAAUUUAUGGUUUACAAAGUUCAAUCAAUUCCUCUAUGAGCACCAGCCAGAGUCAAUAUGUCUGUGUUAAACCUGCAGGCAUGUCAAACAUACCCGUCUCUAUGGUAUGCAGCUAUUUGCCUUGACCGUUUAAGAGGGAAAUAUCAAUUAAUAUUUACUUAAUUCUCUUAAAUAAAAUAGAUAAUAAAAAUAAAAAAAUAAAAAUAGAAAUAUCAAUCAAUCAAAUGUUUUGCUAUGUUGUGAAGAUGUAUGAUAUGCAAAUUGAUGGUUUGAAUCACUCACCUUUUAACUAGUUGACCGUUCAUGCUCCAUACCUGUUAUCUAUAAACAGCUAAGCUAAAUUAAAACAUUUGAACUGUUAUAGUACUCUUUAUGCAUCUUUAUCUUUUAUUUAUUGUUGCAAAGUCCCCACUAAUCACAAUAGAAUUUGUGUGAAUUAUGUAAAUAACAUGCAAAUGAGGUCCCCACCAACAAUGUUAGUUCGUUUUUUUACUCGUCCCCAAAUGUGAUGGGGAAGUCAUUACUUCAUCAAUUCAGAUGUUUAAAGUCGUGUAUAAGCUUACAAGGCUAUUGUGAGUUUACUUUUUUGAUUUUUUUCAUACCUCUAGUACCUUUAGAAAGGGUGGUCCCCACAAAUGAUGGUUAAAAAAUUGGUCCCCAAUAAACAUAAAAACCA
Etheostoma cragini (Arkansas darter) is the source of this 3344-nucleotide messenger RNA. RefSeq lists its product as uncharacterized. The record is from RefSeq and is a predicted model, not a curated record. Lineage: Eukaryota; Metazoa; Chordata; Actinopteri; Perciformes; Percidae. The transcript is spliced from 5 exons. Bases 283 to 1212 code for a protein of 309 amino acids.